CACUUGAUCGAUUAGAAGAAGAAUUAAUAAGAAAACAAGAGUGGCAGUGGUUUAUUUUUGUGUUGGAGAACAGAAUUGUUUAUUUUGUGUUAGAAAACAGCAGAUAGUUGGAGUACCUCAAAGGAAAAAAUGAUGAUGUUUGAGGAGAAGGAUUUGAUGGCAUGCUGCGGGAGCACUAAAUUUGCUAAAGAAAUGACAUUAGCCUCCCCUUUUACUUCCCCCGAACAAGCCGUAGCCGCCGCCACAAAUAUCUGGUUCAACAAGGUGGAUGUGUAUGGUUGGCUGGAGGCAUUCGCAUCUCAUCCUCAGAUCGGCCAGUCGCCUUCCGCUUCUCACACUGCUGCUGAGUUCAGUAAGGGAGAGCAAUCCACUGCUUUAGCAACUGCUACAGGUUCCAGUUCCCAGGAACUCUCCGACUGGAAUGGUCGGUAUAAGCAAAAAUUUGGUUUUGUGUUUCUUAUAUGUGCUUCUGGGCGGACUACUUCUGAAAUACUUGCUGAAUUGAAGAGACGGUAUGAAAAUAAGCCCAUAGUUGAACUUGAGAUUGCUGCUCAAGAACAAAUGAGAAUCACAGAAUUACGCCUCCAGAAGCUCUUCUCAGCUAAAUCUAAAGCUGUAUCAACUAGCAGCCAGUGUCUAACAGAGUUUGCAACAAAAUUAGCUGCUGAUCUCAAUUCUUCAUCUGGAGUGGCAUCUCAAAUUCCAACUCGAAGUCGUCCACCUAUUACAACUCAUGUCUUAGAUAUAUCUCGGGGCUGUCCAGCUGCUGGUGUUGAGGUGCUUUUAGAGAUGUGGAAGGGCAUUCAGGCUCGUCCGUUGUUUGGUGAGAUGAACGGAGAUGGUUGGGCAUUUCAGGGGCGUUCAAGUACAGAUGCGGAUGGGCGAAGUGGUCAAUUGAUGAAGAUUGUUGAUGCUGUGAAUCCUGGAAUAUACAGAAUUAGUUUCAAUACAGGGAAGUAUAGUCCAUCUGGGUUCUUUCCGUAUGUUUCUAUUGUAUUUGAAAUCAGGGAGUCGCAGAAUACGGAACAUUUCCAUGUUCCUUUACUAUUUUCACCCUUCUCAUUCACUACAUACCGAGGCAGCUAGAGUCUUUUUGAUGUAGUUUUUGUGCAAUUUCUCCAUUAUGUAUGCGUGAAAUAAUUAAUUCAUCAUACAAUUGUUUUUAAAAGUGUAUUGUCAUCCGGAUAGUUGAGGGUUGUGUUUAUUAGCAGAAGGUGUGACAUUUAUUAUUGGAUAACAACUAACAAGUAUAUUUAUAGUCCAUCCCCUUCGCUUGAGGUUUGCCAUAAA
Molecule: messenger RNA, 1290 nt
Organism: Mercurialis annua (annual mercury)
Lineage: Eukaryota; Viridiplantae; Streptophyta; Magnoliopsida; Malpighiales; Euphorbiaceae
Product: uric acid degradation bifunctional protein TTL-like
Exons: 6
Coding region: 130-1086 (318 amino acids)
Biological process (GO): purine nucleobase metabolic process
Molecular function (GO): hydroxyisourate hydrolase activity; carboxy-lyase activity
Source: RefSeq, a predicted model, not a curated record